Oryza sativa Japonica Group (Japanese rice) is the source of this 2191-nucleotide messenger RNA. RefSeq lists its product as uncharacterized. The record is from RefSeq and is a predicted model, not a curated record. Lineage: Eukaryota; Viridiplantae; Streptophyta; Magnoliopsida; Poales; Poaceae.
UAUUGCCUCCUCCUUCCCUCUCCUCUCCUCCUCUCGUCUCGCCCUCCUCCUCCCCACCUCCACAACCCAACCCCACCCCCACCCCCACCUCCUCGCGGAGAUCCCCCUCCUCGCCGCGCUCCCCGCCGGAAUCCGCGGCGAGCGGCGAGCGUCCCGAGCCCCGGAUCGCCGGGAACCGCGCCGGAUCCCGCGGGGGCUCGGCCGCCGCGAGCGAGCUCUCCCCGGCGGCGUUUCCCCGGCAGAUCCGAUCCGAGGAAUCCUAUCGCGAGGGCGUUGGCGCUGUUGGGCGGGGUGGGGGGAAAAACUUCUGCAGAGGAGGAGGAGGAGGAAUUGGGGGGAGGCCGUGGCGACGCCUAGGUCCCUUGCGCCGUGGACGCCAUGAUUGAGCAGUUCGUCAAUUUCGUCAUCCGGCCGCCCCGGUCAGAGUAUAAUCCAGAUCAGUAUUUAUGGGAGACGGAGUUUAUCCUUGCUGGGCGCAAGUACAAACGACUAGACUUGGAGCUUACGAAUGCAAGAGGCCUUACAAUAAAAUGCAGCCACUAUGUUCCUGCUUUCAUUCCAGAGAAUACUUCUCUUCCAUGUGUGAUUUACUGCCAUGGAAAUAGUGGAUGCCGGGCAGAUGCAAAUGAAGCUGCUGUUAUACUGCUUCCUGCAAAUAUCACUGUUUUUACACUUGAUUUUUCCGGGUCAGGUCUAUCAGGUGGAGAUUAUGUAAGCCUUGGUUGGCAUGAGAAAGAGGACCUAAAAUGUGUGGUGUCAUACCUACGGACCACUAAGCAAGUUUCCUGUAUAGGCCUUUGGGGGCGAUCGAUGGGUGCUGUUACAAGCCUACUCUAUGGAGCAGAAGAUUCCUCGAUUGCUGGAAUGGUAUUGGAUAGUGCUUUCACUAACUUAUAUGGCUUGAUGAUGGAGCUUGUGGAUGUCUACAAAAUCCGGGUUCCUAAAUUCACGGUUAAGAUGGCUGUUCAGUAUAUGAGAAAGAUCAUUCAGAAGAGAGCUAAGUUUGACAUAAUGGAUCUUAAUGUUUUACAGUUCGCUCCCAAGACGUUUAUUCCUGCAUUGUUUGGUCAUGCUUCAAAUGACAUGUUCAUUCAGCCUCACCACUGUGAUCGUAUUCACCAGGCGUAUGGGGGGGAUAAAAGUAUAAUAAAAUUUGAGGGUGAUCACAACUCCCCAAGACCUCAAUCAUAUUAUGAUUCAGUUUCAAUGUUCUUCUAUAAUACUUUGCAUCCUCCUCAAUUGCCUGUGAAAUGCUCCAAUAAUCUAGGUGCUUUCAAAGUUGGCACGGUGACCAAUGAGAGUUUCAUUUUUGAGAUCAUUAGUGGUCUACGAGGAGCUGGAACCAAUUCAUGCAGUUCAUCAAUAGAUGCAUCGAAAUUUCCAAAUGCUACAACACCAGUAGUUGAAUUGCUGUCAGAGAGUGUGAAUCAGCUGUCCAUUAAGAAUGACAGUGACUUGGAUUUUCUUUUAGACGAGAAUCGCACCCUCUCAGAAAUUGAUGGUGAUAGUGCUGGGUCACGCUUGCAGGACAAAUCAAGUGGGCACAAUGAGGAAUCCUGCUCAUGUACAAGCUCUAACAGAGAAAGUUGGGGUAGAUGUUCCUCUUUAGGGGGAGCUAGUGACGACUCAUUCCCUGGCGAUAUUAGUGAUAAGCAAGAGAAUAUGACUGUAAAGGCUCUGGCAACACCGCUAAGACAGAAAGACAGCAAAUCGACAACCCCAAAAACAAAGGAGAAGAAGAAGUCACUAUGGAAGAAGCUUAACCGUGAGAGGGCAGGGGUGGGUGAUAGUCUAUCGCAACGUUUGAAGAUGUGCCUCAGUCAUUCUUCUCGUCACAAGAGAGUCAAAUCAUCUGGGAUAGUGUAACAACUUAUUAGCCUUGACAAAGUCCAUCUCAACGAAUCACUGACACUGAUCAGUUCCGUGAACACCGAAUCGCCUUGAUUUGAUUCUGACUUACCUGCUGGCACUACCAGUGCCAGAUUGUAACUUGUAACACUGGUGAGUACAUACUCGAUUGCCAUGGCUCGUGUCAAGCUUCGCAGGAGCCCAUGAGAUUGAGCGACACGCCCUUGUAUUUGCUGUCUCCUGUAAUUGCGAUCUCUGGCUCGCUGUUUAUUUUCCUUUUACCACUUGAAUGCUGUAAAUUACAAUGCUGUAGUGCAAGAGUGCGACUGCAGCUUGUUGGUGA